Messenger RNA from Scylla paramamosain (green mud crab), 1705 nucleotides. Its product is annotated as beta-1,3-galactosyltransferase 5-like. The coding region runs from base 504 to 1565 and encodes 353 amino acids. NCBI's taxonomy places the organism in Eukaryota, Metazoa, Arthropoda, Malacostraca, Decapoda, Portunidae. The transcript is spliced from 5 exons. Gene Ontology annotation, cellular component: Golgi membrane. Gene Ontology annotation, molecular function: hexosyltransferase activity. The record is from RefSeq and is a predicted model, not a curated record.
GUGCUCUCUCUGCAGGAACUAGCAACCGCAAGGACGUACUGUACAGUGUUCCGUCUUUUUAGUGAACUUAACACUGUCUGACUGCGCUGCGCCUCCUUUGGCGUAAUGUGAGUGAAAACCACCAUAUUGAACUCGAGUAAUUUGGGAAAAACGUGCCUACAAGUGAAUACAGCAAAAUAAACUGAAGUCCCAACUAGGCUGUGUCAUACAGCUACGUAUAUUUGCAGCAGCCACAAUAUUAUAAACAGAAAUCUACCCAACUGUAAAAGGAAGAGAAGAAUGUUAUAUAUAUAUGGGUUGCCAUUUAAUACAUAACUUCCACGUUCCAGCAACAUGGAUAAAUUGGCUUAUCUUCAAUUAGUUUGAAUAAUAUGAAGGAAAGCCAGAGUUUAAAUUUACGUAAAGGGAAAAAAGUGGCUAUAUCACUGAAAUCAAGCGGGUCGUGGAGUCAGUGAAGACCCAACCAAAGUGACGUAAACACCAGUGGCAGCCAGUGGUUGACGAUGGCAUCCUGGCAGACUUCCUGGCGCUACCUCCCGCCCUUCUCUGUCUAUAUUGCAAGCCUGUGUAGGAUGAUCCGCAGCACACUGCUGGCCAGGACACGCCAUUUCUGUAAAUAUGUGGCUGGAGAAGGAAGGAGACAUGUGAUGCUGAUAAACUGUGUUUGCCUUACUCUAUUUUUCAUCAAGGUUACCCUCUUUAACUACAAAUGUGAUUAUAUGUCUCCUGCUAACGUGCCUGUCAACCUGAGUGCCAUCCACCUAAACCAGUUUCUGAUAGAGGAAGCAGACCUCUGUCACCGGCAUUCCAACCUGAGCUUCAUUGUCUAUAUUCACUCUUCACUGGGGAAGGUUGAAAAGAGACAGGAGACCCGCCUGACUUGGGCAUCGGCUGGACUAUACGACUCCAGCGUGAAGAUGGCAGUGGUGUUCAUGGUGGGCCAGGCAAAGACCAAGGAGGAAGAGAUCAUUCUGAGGGAGGAAAGCCAACGCUAUCAGGACAUUGUGCAGGGUAACUACACAGACACCUAUCACAUGCUGAGCUACAAGGGCUUGGCAUCCCUGAGCUGGGUCACAAAGCACUGCUCCCAUGUGCCAUGGACCAUACACGCAGAUGACGAUGUCCUCAUUGAUAUAUUUCUCCUCAAAAAGUUCUUAGAAAACAAUGGUACUCAGAGUAGCUUUUUUUGUUAUCCUUGGGAGAACUCCCCAGUGAGGAGGUAUGGCAAGUGGUGUGUGCGGCAGAAUGAGUAUGAAGAAGACAUUUAUCCGACCUAUUGUGCGGGUGGGGCGUGGGUUGUAGCAACAUCCCUGGCACCCAGACUCUUGGAGGCAGCCACUAGGGUUCCUGUGCUGUGGGUGGAUGAUGUGUACCUCACUGGCAUACUGUCCAAGAAUGCUGAAAUCCCAGUGUCCGACAGCUUGAAAAAUAGUGUUAGAAGGAAUGGUAUUGAUAAGGGAGACUUAGGAAAGACAGUUAUAUGGUUUGAAACCAGAAAACCAAGAACAAUAUGGUGGUAUGAAUUAUUAAGUUUUCACAGCUAUGUGCCAACAAUAGAUGUGUAAUGAAAUGCAUUUGUAUAUAUGUAUGGAAGUACAACUAACUUAUUUUACCCCUUUCUUGCCAGUAUUUAAAUCAACUUAAGAGUACAUAUUGUGUGCAUUUAUAGGAUUACUACAGUGUAACAUUAAAAUAUUUUUUUAAA